Messenger RNA from Papaver somniferum (opium poppy), 453 nucleotides. RefSeq lists its product as uncharacterized. Lineage: Eukaryota; Viridiplantae; Streptophyta; Magnoliopsida; Ranunculales; Papaveraceae. The record is from RefSeq and is a predicted model, not a curated record. The transcript has a single exon. Bases 1 to 453 code for a protein of 150 amino acids.
AUGGCAACUCCAAUGCCGACUACUGGAAAACUCCAAUCCAAUCCAGGAGAAAAAUCUGUUGAUCAAAAACUAUAUAGAUCCAUGAUUGAAAGCUUGCUGUACUUAACUGCAACAAGGCCAAACAUUGCCUUUAGUGUGGUAUGUUGUGCCAGAUUUCAAGCAUAUCCUAAAGAAUCACACCUUAAAGUUGUAAAACGAAUCAUAAGAUACAUUAAUGGUACCGUAGAUUAUGGCCUUUCAUACUCUAUGGAUACAAACAACAAUCUAGUUGCAUAUUCAGAUGCUGAUUGGGCAGGGUGUGUAGAAGAUCGGAAAAACACCUCUGGUGGUUGUUUCUAUGUUGGUCAAAAUCUUGUUGCUUGGCACAGCAAGAAACAGAAUCACAGUCUUUAUCAACCUGUGAAGCAGAAUAUAUUGCUGCUGGUACAUGCUGUACCCAACUAUUCUGGAUGA